This is a messenger RNA of Camelina sativa (false flax), 1406 nucleotides long. RefSeq lists its product as uncharacterized. The record is from RefSeq and is a predicted model, not a curated record. Lineage: Eukaryota; Viridiplantae; Streptophyta; Magnoliopsida; Brassicales; Brassicaceae.
ACACACCUGCUCAUCAUCUCUCUCUCUCUCUCUCUUUAACAUUCCAUUAAUUUAUUAUCUUCUUCUUCUUCUUCAACCUUCCAAAGUCUCUCUCUCUUUCUUGGAACAAUGGAUAGUCCGACGAGCAUACGUAGUAUACAACCACCGGAGAUUCUUUCUCCUUGUGGUAGCCAACGUCGUAGAAGCAGCUGCGACUCUAACCCACCUGAGUUCGAGUUCUGGCGUCUUACCAACUCUUCGUUUCCUCAACCCGACGACUCAGAUCUCCUAUCCGCCGACGAGCUUUUCCACGACGGCGUUCUUUUACCUCUUCAUCUUCUCUCUGUUAAAUCGGAGCUUCAAUCCGACCCGAAUAUCUCGGAAUGCGACCCGGAUCCGUCUCCUUCUCCUUCUCCUUCCCCUGCUGCUUUGGUUAAUACAGAGGAAAAACCGGAACUUGAACCCGGUUUAGGAUCUGAGCUGACCCGAGAGACGACGGUUUCGAAGCGGUGGAGAGAUAUUUUCAGGAAGACCGAAACCAAACCGCCUGGGAAGAAAGAGAAGGUGAAGGAGAGUAAGAAGGAGAAGAAGAAAACCGGGUCGGGUCCUGGUUCGGGUUCGGGUUCUGGAGCGGAGCUGAACAUCAACAUUUGGCCGUUCUCAAGAAGUAGAUCCGCUGGGAACAACGUGACCCGACCCAGAAUGUCGUUCGGAGCUCCGACGACCCGGAAAGUCAGCAGCGCGCCGUGUUCACGUAGCAACUCCACCGGAGAAUCCAAGUCGAGGAAGUGGCCGAGUAGUCCUGGUCGUAACGGCGUGCAUCUUGGUCGGAGCAGUCCGGUUUGGCAAGUCAGGCGUGGAGGAGGAGGAGCUCCGGUUGGGAAAACGGUACCCGAACCGACGAUGGGUCGGAUAGUUGGUAAAAGGGAAAUUCCCGAGACGCGUAGGGGUAAAACGGUAAUUGAGAGCAAUAAAGCAAAAGUCUUGAACUUGAACGUGCCUAUGUGCAUUGGUUAUCGGAGCCGGUUAAGCUGCAGAAUCGACGAGAGUGGUAAUAGUAACAUCAUUGGGAGUGACAACAGUAAUAACAACAACGUCAAUGCUAGUAAUCCUAAUCCUAAUCCUAAUGGUUUAUUUGGCUUUCGUAAUCUCUUUGUCAAGAAAGUUUAUUGACUUUAUUUUUUGUUUAUUGUAUAAUAUACUAGUAAUCUUGUAAAAGUGUUUCAUUUUUUAUCGAAAGAGACCCUCUUAAUAUAUAGUCUCGAGGGUCCAUUUUUAUUGUUCUUAAUUCCAUGUUGUUACUUUUUGCUGUUUAGUACGAUGUGUGUGUGGGAUUCAGGUAGAUUAUCGUAUUUGAUUAUAAAUAUAUCAUGUAAAUUAAGAUCUCGAUGGCUUUUUAAUAGGAAUAUUAUUUUGUUCUUUGUGUU